AUGCUCAAUAUUUUUAAAAAAAGAAAAAAUGCUGGCAAUGCACCUAAUGUUCAAGAAAUAACAUCAGCCUCUACUGUUGUUGAAGAUAAAAACAUUAAUAUUGAUACCCCAGAUAAAAAGACUGAGGAUCAUAUCAACAAAAUAGAAACUCUUGUAGAUGAAAACUCGGAUUAUUCUUCGUCAGAAGAUACUACAGAUGUGGAGAACCAAAACGAUACUGGUCCAAAUCCGUUUGCUGACCCUAAUGUUGCCGAAUACUACAGAAAAUUGUAUCAAGACGCAAAUUACGAGUGUCUAUCAGCUUUUGACCCAGAAUUCACCUGGACAAAAAAAGAAGAAAAAGCCUUGUUGAUGAAACUUAAUUGGAGAGUGGCAUUUGUUGCUUGUUUAAUGUUUGCUGCACUACAAAUCGAUAGAGGUAACUUGGCUCAAGCUGUUGCCGAUAACUUACUAGCUGAUCUCGGUAUUACUAAAGAUGACUACAAUCAAGGUAAUACUGUUUUUUUGGUUUGUUUUCUAGUUGCAGAAAUUCCUUCUCAAUUACUAUCCAAAAAAUUAGGUCCAGAUAUCUGGGUUCCCAUACAAAUGACCUUGUGGAGUAUCGUUUCUAUCUGUCAAUGUGCAAUGCAUAAUAAAAAGGGCUUUUUGGCUACAAGAGCCUUGAUUGGCUUGUUGGAAGGCGGGUUUAUCUCAGAUUUGGUCUUAUGGUUGAGUUACUUUUUUAAAUCAAAUGAGUUAUCCAUCAGAUUGUCUUGGUUUUGGACCACUUUAGCUUUGGUCCAAAUUGGUACUGCUCUUUUGGCCUUUGCCAUUUUGAGAAUGCGUGGUAUUUGCGGUUUGGAAGGUUGGAAAUGGUUGUUUAUUAUUGAAGGUAUCAUUUCCUUUUUAAUUAGCGUUGCAUCUUUCCAUCUAAUGGUUCCCUCUGCCGUCCAAACAAAAAGCAGAUUGGAACCAAAAGGUUGGUUUACUGAACGUGAAGUUAAAAUUACUGUCAACAGGGUUUUAAGAGAUGACCCAAGUAAAGGUGAUAUGAAUAAUAGACAGGCUUUGAGCCUAAAAAAAUUGUGGGCUGCUUUGGCUGAUUAUGAUUUAUGGCCAGUUUACGUCAUUGGGUUCAUUGCCUAUAUGCCAAUAGACACCUUUACACCCUAUUUCACCUUGGUCUUGGAAGGUUUAGGUUUCUCAAAGUUCGAUGUCCAAUUGUUAACUAUUCCAGCAAAUGUCUUGCAUAUAAUAAUAUUGCUAAUUCUUACCUGGUUUAGUGAAAAAAUUGGCGAAAUUUGCUUUACCUCAUUGCUACAGCCUAUAUAUUGUACGGUGAUCAUUGGUGUUAUUAGAUGGUGGAAGGGCAGUAUGGUCCAGCUGUGGCCCUCUUAUGUUUUGUGUGUGUUGUUUGUAGGCCAACCUUAUAUUCACGCUAUCUGUGUUUCUUGGGUGUCCAGGAACUCCAAUUCCAUUAAAACAAGGGCCAUAUCUUCUGCCCUAUACAAUAUCUUUGUUCAACUAGGCAAUAUUGCUGCAAAUAAUAUUUACAAAGCUAGUGACGCGCCUAAUUAUCAUAGAGGUAAUAUGCAGCUAUUCCAUCUAUCUUGGGCUUUGAUUCCAAUACUACUUUUGACAAAGGCCUAUUAUGUAUGGAGAAAUAAUCAAAAGGAUAAAAUUUGGGACGCUAUGACUCAAGAGGAAAGGGAGGAAUAUAUUCAAAAUUCAGAAGUUAUCGGUAAUAAACGUUUAGACUUCAGAUUCUUUCACUAA
This is a messenger RNA of Saccharomycodes ludwigii, 1755 nucleotides long. RefSeq lists its product as uncharacterized. The record is from RefSeq and is a predicted model, not a curated record. Gene Ontology annotation, cellular component: membrane. Bases 1 to 1755 code for a protein of 584 amino acids. Lineage: Eukaryota; Fungi; Ascomycota; Saccharomycetes; Saccharomycodales; Saccharomycodaceae. Gene Ontology annotation, molecular function: transmembrane transporter activity. The transcript has a single exon. Gene Ontology annotation, biological process: transmembrane transport.